Molecule: messenger RNA, 984 nt
Organism: Nothoprocta perdicaria
Lineage: Eukaryota; Metazoa; Chordata; Aves; Tinamiformes; Tinamidae
Product: zinc finger protein 239-like
Exons: 4
Coding region: 1-984 (327 amino acids)
Biological process (GO): regulation of immune system process; regulation of cytokine production; negative regulation of transcription by RNA polymerase II
Source: RefSeq, a predicted model, not a curated record
AUGGGUGACUCGUACGCGGCGGCGGCCGCCGCCUUCCCCAGCGCCCCGGGGCUGCUGUCCCCGUCCGCCAGCCCCCAGGCGCCCGCGGGCACCUACGGCCCCGACUACGGCCCCUUCGCGCCGUCCUUCGCGGCGCCGCCCGCCCAGGAGCCGCUCGUGGUGGCCACCAAGGGCCACGCGCCGGGCGACUGGUGCCACCCGCCGCUCGAGCGCCUGGGCGCCGCGGGCGCCCGCAAGAAGCCGCUGCACAGCUGCCACAUCCCGGGCUGCGGCAAGGUCUACGGCAAGGCGUCGCACCUCAAGGCGCACCUGCGCUGGCACACGGGCGAGCGCCCCUUCGUCUGCAACUGGCUCUUCUGCGGCAAGCGCUUCCCGCGCGCCGACGAGCUCGAGCGCCACGUGCGCAGCCACACGCGCGAGAAGAAGUUCACCUGCCUGCUGUGCGACAAGCGCUUCACCCGCUCCGACCACCUCUCCAAGCACCAGAAAACCCACGGGGAGCGCCCGUUCAUCUGCAACGAGUGCGGCAAGAGCUUCAGCCACUGGUCGAAGCUGCUGCGGCACCAGCGGACUCACACGGGCGAGCGGCCCAGCACAUGCGGCGAGUGCGGCAAGAGCUUCAGCCAGAACUCGCACCUGGUGCAGCACCGGCGCACGCACACCGGCGAGAAGCCCUACCGCUGCGGGGACUGCGGCAAGAGCUUCAGCUGGAGCUCCAACCUCAUCCAGCACCAGCGCAUCCACACGGGCGAGAAGCCCUACAGCUGCGCGCAGUGCGGCAAGAGCUUCACGCAGAGCAAGAACCUCAUCAAGCACCAGCGCACGCACUCGGGCGCGCGGCCCCACCGCUGCGGCCAGUGCGGCCGCGGCUUCGCGCAGAGCACCAACCUGCUCAAGCACCAGCGGGUGCACGCGGCGAGCUUCGCCAGGAGCGCCACGCUCGAGCGCCACAAGCGCGUCCACAAGCCGCUCUUCGCCAGCUGA